AUGAACGGUGUUCGUGAAGAUAAACCUGGAGCUGGCUGUCUAAAGGUCAAGCAGCAGUUCAAGUGUCCCCACGCAGCGUGUGGAGCAACUUUCUCCAAGCAGAGCAGGCUACAGGAGCACGAAGCGACCCACACCGGAAAUCGUCCGUGGCGGUGCACCGUGAGCGGCUGCAAUGGUCGCUUCUUCCGGAAGUCUCGUCUCAGCCGCCACGUGAGCCAACACGAUGGCGUCAAGCAAUUCAAGUGCAAGUUCGCCACCUGCACUGAGAGUUUCUUCCAGGCAGACAAGCUAAAGAGACACAUGUGCUACGCCCACGGCGAGAAAGAGAAGUACUUCAAGUGCACUCAGGCUGGCUGCUCCUUGACCUUCAAGAAGAGCUUUCUCUUCAAGGUGCACCUGCAGCAACACUGCCUGGUCGCCAAGUUCAAGUGUUCAAAGGAGGAAUGCGGUGCCGUGUUUGAUUCCCGCAUGGCCCGUAAAGCCCACGAGAAGAAGCACGCAGGUUACCGCUGUCUGGAUGCAAACUGCCAGGUGGUUGCCUCCACGUGGAGCAUGCUUCAGGAGCACAUGGUCAAACACCGAUCGAUAUUUACAUGCCAAACCUGCAAAAAGGUGUUCAAGCGAACCAACACACUGCGGCGUCACAAGCGGGUGCACGCCUCGCACAAGCCAGUGUUGGUGUGCCCGCGUGACAGCUGCCAGGCCUACUUCUCCACCACCUUCAACCUGCAGCACCACAUCCGCAAGGUUCACCUGGAGCUCCUCAAGUACAAAUGCUCCUUCCCAGACUGCCCGCGUACCUUCGCCAUGCGGGAGAGCAUGGUCAGACAUCUGCUUCGACAUGAUCCCAGCGUAGUCAGAAAGAAGAAUCGCCCACGUCCCCGGAAAUGGUGGCAGAAGCGCUUGGACGGCCGUCAGCUCCCCCUGGUGGAGGACAACCUGAACCGUCUGUUCGCGCUGCGCAUGCGCAUCUCCCGCCGAGCCAAGUUGGAGGUGAACCUGGCGGGGCUGUUCAACGAGCGCAAGAUCCCGCACUACGUCGACCCGGAGGUCAACCUGCGCGAACUGUUCAGCAUCAAGAGGCCGGCCGUCAUCAGCGUGGUGGCGCCGUUGAAGGGCUAAGUUGAGGCUGAUGUUUCUGGUGGAA
Phycodurus eques (leafy seadragon) is the source of this 1147-nucleotide messenger RNA. It is a transcript of the gene 42sp43, whose product is annotated as P43 5S RNA-binding protein. NCBI's taxonomy places the organism in Eukaryota, Metazoa, Chordata, Actinopteri, Syngnathiformes, Syngnathidae. The transcript is spliced from 9 exons. Gene Ontology annotation, cellular component: nucleus. The coding region runs from base 1 to 1122 and encodes 373 amino acids. The record is from RefSeq and is a predicted model, not a curated record.